GCCACGGCUCUCGACAAAUGCUCUGGCCCCAGCCCCGGGGCUGCCGCACGCUUUCCUCCGGAGACUCCCCGACGCCCCCAGGAGGAGGCAGGGGCCGCGCCGCGCGGGAGCGGAGCCCCAGGACUGCGCCCUCGGGAUUCGGCGUCCAGAGAAGCCGCCCCAGCUCUCCGAGGAUGAUAUCCGGCUGAAACACGAGGGGGACAACUGUGGUGCCAUCCCCCUGGAUGCCGUGAUCAGCCCGCUUCCCUCCAAUCACAGAAACAUGGAAAUUGAGGUCUCCGUUGCAGAAUGUAAAAGUGUUCCCGGAAUCCCCUCUGCUCCACAUUCCAUGGACCACCCCUCCCCUUUCUACUCGCCCCCCCACAAUGGCCUCCUCGCUGAUCCCCAUGAAUCUCUGGAUAAUGACGUGGCCAGUGAGAUCCGCUAUCUAGACGAGGUGCUGGAGGCCAACUGCUGCGAUUCCUCUGCGGACGGAACUUACAACGGCACAUCCUCCCCGGAGCCCGGCGCAGCCAUCCUGGUGGGCAGCCCGAGCCCCCCUGCCCACACAGCCGUCCAGCCAGAGCCCACUGAGAGAGCCGCCGGCAGGCAGGUGCCUCCUCACAUUGAGCUCAGCAAAAGCAACUCGGACGCCAUGGCGGAGGGUGAAAGAGCCAACGGCCACUCCCCUGACCAGCCCAGAGAUCUGCUGGGGGACAGCCUGCAGGCACCCGUGAGCCCCAGCUCCUCCACCAGCUCCUGGUGCUCAUCCCGAGAUGGGGAGUUCACGCUCACCACGCUGAAGAAGGAAGCCAAGUUUGAGCUGCGUGCCUUCCACGAGGACAAGAAGCCCUCCAAGCUCUUUGAGGACGACGAGAAAGAACAGUACUGUGUCCGAAAGGUGAGGCCUACGGAAGAGAUCCUGGAGCUGGAGAAGGAGAGGCGAGAACUCAUCCGGAGUCAGGCCAUGAAGAAGAAUCCUGGCAUCGCGGCCAAAUGGUGGAAUCCGCCCCAGGAAAAGUCCAUCGAGGAGCAGCUGGACGAGGAACAUCUGGAGUCCCACAAAAAGUACAAGGAGCGCAAGGAGCGCAGGGCGCAGCAGGAGCAGCUGCUGAUGCAGCAGCAGCCCCCGCCGCAGCUCUGCCCAGCCCCCGCCUCCUCUCGGGAACCUUCCGGCACGACUGCCAAGACGAAGGAGGACAUCGUCACAGAGCAGAUCGAUUUCUCUGCUGCUCGCAAACAGUUCCAGCUCAUGGAGAAUUCCAGGCAACCAUUGGCCAAGGGCCAGAGUAACCCCAGGCUCUUCUCCAUCAAGCCCUUCUAUAGGCCUCUGGGUUCCAUCAACUCGGACAAGCCACUGACCGUCUCGAGACCAGCUUCCCUCGGGGGUCCUGCAGAAGACGGGGGCACGUCGGCGGCCAAGGGGCAGAAAGCCCCCUGUGCCCUGGAGAGCCAGCCUCCGGGAGGAGGCCAGGGCAGCGCAGCUCCUCAGGGGAAGGAAGGGCCCUACAGUGAGCCCUCCAAACGCGGCCCCCUAUCCAAACUGUGGGCAGAGGACGGAGAGUUCACCAGUGCCAGGGCCGUCCUCACCGUGGUCAAGGAUGACGACCCUGGGAUUUUGGAUCAGUUUUCAAGGUCUGUCAACGUCUCUCUGACCCAGGAGGAGCUUGACUCUGGUUUGGAUGAAUUGUCAGUGAGGUCCCAGGAUACCACUGUCCUGGAGACCCUGUCCAAUGAUUUCAGCAUGGACAACAUCAGCGACAGCGGGGCCUCCAACGAAACAGCCAACGCCCUCCAGGAAAACUCACUGGCUGAUUUUUCUCUGCCCCAGACUCCCCAAACUGACAACCCCUCAGAAGGCCGAGGAGAAGGUGUCUCCAAGUCAUUUAGCGAUCAUGGUUUCUACUCCCCUUCAUCCACGCUGGGAGACUCUCCGUCGGCUGAUGACCCCUUGGAAUAUCAGGCUGGUCUCCUGGUUCAAAACGCCAUUCAACAAGCCAUAGCCGAGCAAGUGGAUAGAGCUGGGCCUGGACCCAGCCAGGGUGCAGCAGAACAACAGAGGCCCAAAGCAACUCCAGAGGAAGCCGGGACUGGGGCUCCUCGCUCAGAGAAGCCUCAGAGCAUGUUUGAACCCCCUCAGGUGUCCUCUCCUGUUCAAGAGAAAAGGGAUGUAGUACCAAAGAUGCUGCCUGCCGAAGACAGGGUGCUCAGGGAACGGGGACCCUCCUCCCCACCGCCCGCAGUGCAGCCCAGCGGCCCAGUAAACAUGGAGGAGACCAGACCAGAAGGGAGCUAUUUCAGCAAGUACUCAGAGGCCGCAGAGCUGAGAAGCACAGCCUCGCUCCUGGCCACUCAAGAGUCUGACGUGAUGGUCGGGCCCUUCAAGCUGAGGUCAAGGAAGCAGCGGACUUUGUCCAUGAUCGAAGAAGAGAUCCGAGCGGCCCAGGAAAGGGAAGAGGAGCUGAAGAGGCAGAGACAAGUCUUGCAGAGUACCCCAAGUUCCAGGGCAAAGAACGCCUUGUCGCUGCCCUCCCGAACAUCGUGCUACAAAACCGCUCCAGGGAAAAUAGAGAAAGUCAGACCUCCUCCAUCCCCCACACCUGAAGGCCCCAGCUCGCAGCCUGACUUAGCUCCCGAAGAGGCUGCCGGAUCCCAGCGGCCCAAGAAUCUGAUGCAGACCCUCAUGGAAGACUAUGAGACACACAAAUCUAAAAGGCGCGAGAGAAUGGAUGAUAGUAGUGUCCUUGAGGCCACACGGGUUAAUCGAAGGAAGAGCGCAUUGGCCUUGCGCUGGGAGGCGGGGAUCUAUGCCAACCAGGAGGAGGAGGACAAUGAAUAAUAAACUUCCUUCCACCCAGGAAGCUUCAUGCGUGCUUGGGUUACCAAGAAGCCAAGCCAUCCACACAUCACAGCAUUUUAAUGGAAUAUUUAUUAAAGUGCAAACAAACUCAGCAAUCCUUCCCUAGACCAGAAGCUGCAACGAUGAACCAUAAAGUGAAAAAAGAAGUCCACCCAUCCAACUCUAACACCCAGGAGUCACCAGAGAAAGGAUUUUUUUUUUUUUGUGGCUCAGAGAACCGCCUGGAUUUGGACCAAUCCACAACUGCUCCAAAGGACAAAGAAGUGACAAGCAAAUCACCAUGGUUGUUCCAGGCAGAACUGAGACCAGCCUGGCUGAGUGGGAGGCAACGCAAUGGCGAUGGGGCCAUUGGAGAGCAGGGGGCCCAGGCUGGUGCAAUCUACACCCAGGGCCCGCCUACCGCUCAGCAUCAGAGGUGUUGGGUGAACUCCAUCGACUCCAGCAGCCAUAACAUGCAUCCUGUUUCUCUCCUUGCUGAGAAGAGGCAAUGAUGAGUCCAUUUAUCUGACAUUUCCUUGUUUUUAAUCGGGAGCAAUUCAUGAUCGCAAUACAUAAAAUCCCUAUUUCUAAGACAA
Messenger RNA from Eptesicus fuscus (big brown bat), 3414 nucleotides. Its product is annotated as A-kinase anchor protein 2. The record is from RefSeq and is a predicted model, not a curated record. Lineage: Eukaryota; Metazoa; Chordata; Mammalia; Chiroptera; Vespertilionidae. The coding region runs from base 263 to 2818 and encodes 851 amino acids. The transcript is spliced from 4 exons.